GUUGGAGCGGGCGAUGGAUGUGUGGUUCGAGGGUCUCUCCUGCACCUCAUCGCAGAACGGACGGCGUAUCCUGGACAACGUUAGCGGCCGCUUCCUGUCAGGAGAACUAACGGCCAUACUAGGACCUUCAGGUGCAGGCAAGACAACAUUGCUCAAUGCCAUAUCAGGAUACAGGAGAGUUGGUAUCAGCGGCGAGAUGGCCGAGGGGAUGCGGGAAUCAGGCUGCUACAUCGGCCAAAUCGACCUUCUGGCAGAAAUGGUCACUGCCGGUGAGCUGAUGGAGUUCGCUACCACACUCAAGCUUCCGGACACAACACCGAAACAGAGGACUACGAUAGUAGAGGAAAAUUUGGCCAAGCUGGGAAUGGGGGAGUGCUACAACACGAGGACCGAGCGGCUGUCGGGCGGCCAGAGGAGGCGCCUGUCCAUAGCCCUCGAGCUGGUCAACGAUCCUCCUGUCCUCUUCUUGGAUGAACCAACCAGUGGACUAGACAACGUCUCCACAGGGCAGAUGAUACGACUUCUGAGAGAACUCUCCAGAGCUGGAAGGACCAUAGUCUGCACGAUACAUCAGCCUUCAGCUUCGCUCUUCGACCUCUUCGACAGGGUGUACUUCCUGGCAGCAGGGAAAUGUGUGUACCAAGGAGGUGCUGGCCACCACCUUAUCGACUACCUCGCUGCCCACAACUUCGUCUGCCCUAUACACUACAAUCCCGCAGAUUUUGUUAUUGAAGUAACAGAAGACUUUCUGAACAUACAAGAAUUGUGUAAGGCAUCGAAAAAUGGCAAAAUCAGUUGGUACUGUAAAACAGACGGUUCGAAUAAACCUCAAGUCCUGAUAAAAAAACAAGAGGGGAUGAAAAAGAAGAGGUUUUCCAAAUUCAAGCUGUUCCGGGAUUCAAGAUCUCAUUCACAUUUCUGGCUCCAGUUCUGGGCAAUUUUCUACAGACUAACGCUCCAGUUAAACAGGAAUAAGAUCGGCAUCUACAUUCAAAUUUUCCAUCACGUCGCCUGCAGUGUUAUCAUCGGUGUCCUCUUCUACGAUUGCGGUAACGAUGGUGACGACCCAUUCAAUCUGGUGAAGUUCUACAUGACAGUUAUCGUCUUCUAUACCUACACACAGUCUAUUAUAUCUAUUCUACAAUAUCCUUUUGAAAGAAAGCUGGUGAAGAGGGAACACUUCAACCAAUGGUAUUCACUCUUUCCAUACUACGCAGCGUACACAGUAACCAAAGCUUGUUACAUGCUCCCCUUACUCCUUAUGUUCGUGGCUACAUCCUACGGUUUAUCAGGACAUCAAUGGGAACUUGGAAGAUUCCUACUGUUCUUGAUGGUGGGUGUUUUAACUUCAUCUACAGCUGAAUCUCUAGGAUUAAUUAUAGGAACAAUCUUUAACGUCACGAAUGGCUCCAUCGUUGGACCGAUGACCUUGACCCCAAUUUUCGGCUUCGCCAUCUACGGCAUCGACUUCUCCAGGACGAUAGAUCCUUUCAUGAGCCUCCUGUUGAGGACGUCCUUCAUGAGGUCAGCUAGGACCCUGCUCUUCUUGGUCGGCUACGGUUUAGGAAGAGGAAAGUUGGAGUGCUCUAUGGACACCUCGCAUUGCAUCUUCAACGAUCCACGGGUCUUCAUAUACCAACUCAACCUGGAACAUGUUACCCUAUGGUACGCCAUCGCGGAUCUCUUCCUUCAAGCUCUACUCUACAGGAUUGCUUUUUACUUGGUUUUGAAGUGGAAGAUGAGGAGUUGAGAAAAACUGCUGACGAAAUUGCC
Nezara viridula (southern green stink bug) is the source of this 1773-nucleotide messenger RNA. The record is from the annotation of a GenBank genome assembly. NCBI's taxonomy places the organism in Eukaryota, Metazoa, Arthropoda, Insecta, Hemiptera, Pentatomidae.